Dromiciops gliroides (monito del monte) is the source of this 8207-nucleotide messenger RNA. RefSeq names its product lysine demethylase 4C (gene KDM4C). Bases 218 to 3532 code for a protein of 1104 amino acids. The transcript has 23 exons. Gene Ontology annotation, molecular function: histone H3K9 demethylase activity; histone H3K36 demethylase activity. NCBI's taxonomy places the organism in Eukaryota, Metazoa, Chordata, Mammalia, Microbiotheria, Microbiotheriidae. Gene Ontology annotation, biological process: chromatin remodeling. The record is from RefSeq and is a predicted model, not a curated record. Gene Ontology annotation, cellular component: nucleus.
UGGCGGUGCUGGGCGGCCCCCGGUGUCGUCCUCCUUUUGGCCGGAGGAGGCUGGAGGUUCGGCGUCCUCAGGCCCCAGGCGUACGCGCUUCUUUCUGGGCCUCAGUUUCCUCAGUCUAAAAUGAUGGUUGGGGUGAACAGUGGAAUGGGGGCUACCUCAGGAGUUUCAUCGUUACAUACUUUUAUAUUCUACCGGUGGUGUUAUAUGGCUUCAAGACAUGGAACACAACAGUCUCCGAAGAACUGGAAGUGAAUAUCACGCAAAGGGCAAUGGAGAGGUGCAUGGGCAAAACUUAGUCAACAUGGAGGCAGCAGAGGUGGAUAGCCCCCCAAAUCUGAGUUGUAAGAUCAUGACUUUCAGACCUUCUAUGGAUGAAUUUAGAGAGUUCAACAAAUAUUUAGCAUAUAUGGAGUCUAAAGGAGCACAUAGAGCUGGACUUGCUAAGGUGAUCCCUCCAAAGGAAUGGAAGCCAAGACAACGUUAUGAUGACAUAGAUAAUUUGGUCAUUCCAGCUCCUAUUCAGCAGAUGGUCACUGGACAGUCUGGGCUCUUUACCCAGUAUAAUAUCCAGAAAAAACCAAUGACUGUGAAAGAAUUCAGGCAACUGGCUAAUAGUGAUAAGUAUUGCACCCCGAGAUAUUUAGACUAUGAAGAUUUGGAGCGCAAAUACUGGAAGAAUUUGACCUUUGUGGCACCAAUCUAUGGAGCAGAUAUCAAUGGAAGCAUAUAUGAUGAAGGUGUGGAUGAAUGGAACAUAGCUCACCUGAACACCAUUUUGGAUGUUGUUGGAGAAGAGUGUGGUAUUUCUAUUGAGGGUGUAAAUACUCCAUAUCUCUAUUUUGGCAUGUGGAAAACUACAUUUGCCUGGCACACUGAAGAUAUGGAUCUGUACAGCAUUAAUUAUCUUCAUUUUGGAGAGCCCAAAUCUUGGUAUGCCAUACCUCCAGAGCAUGGAAAGCGUCUUGAACGGCUAGCUCAAGGAUUCUUCCCAAGCAGCUCUCAAGGGUGUGAUGCAUUUCUUCGCCACAAGAUGACGCUGAUAUCUCCUUCAGUACUGAAGAAAUAUGGCAUUCCUUUUGACAAGGUCACACAGGAGGCUGGAGAAUUUAUGAUCACUUUCCCAUAUGGAUACCAUGCUGGUUUCAAUCAUGGAUUCAACUGUGCCGAAUCUACAAAUUUUGCUACAGUAAGAUGGAUUGAUUAUGGAAAAAUGGCCAAAUUGUGCACCUGCAGGAAAGACAUGGUGAAAAUUUCAAUGGAUAUUUUUGUGAAGAAAUUUCAGCCAGAUAGAUACCACCUUUGGAAACAAGGCAAGGAUAUAUACACCAUUGAUCAUACACUGCCCACUCCAGAAACAACACCAGAAGUCAAAUUGUGGAUGCAGAGGAAGAAAAUUAAAAAGCCAUCAAGAAGCCUCCAGCAUACCAGAUCUCGAUCUAAAAAACUUAAAACUCCAGAGGAUGAAAGAAUAUCAGCCAUGGUAGUUGGUGCAGAAAUUGUAGCCACUGACACAGCUACAGAUGGCUUCAAGGUCAGUGAAAAGCCAGAAGAAAAAAAGGAGUUGGUAAACACAGGAAUGCCUUCUGGGGAAGAAAACACGAUUAAAAGGAUGCAGGUGGAUCAGAAUUUAUCGGAUAAUAUUCAAGGCUCAGGAAGCAGUGGCUUAAGCACAUCUUUCCACUCUGAUUCUGUAAAGCAGGAAAUAGGACCUGAAGAUGACAAAGUGGAUUCCACUCUUGCUGGUUCUGAUCCCAUGGAAUCUGCCCCUUUGCCUCCUUCUUUUGAAUGUAUAAAAGAAGAUAAUUUAAAAUCUGAGAGGGAGUGUGAUCAGACUGUUUCACGACCAAAGUCCUGUGAGUCUGUCUCUUCUGAAGCUGAGAGCCUGGAAAAAGAAGAAAGUAGUAGCAUCUCCACCGAAGAAGAUGACAGUGACCUAGAAAGCAGCGAGAGUGGCUUAGAACCGGGAGAAAUCCCAGCUGUAACCAAAGGAGAAAGAAAUGGCUUGAAAAUUCCAAGUUUCUGUAGUCAGAGAGGAGAAGGGGAAACAAAAACUUCCAAGAGUUGGCGCCAUCCACUCAGUAAACCCCCAGCCAGAUCACCAAUGACCCUGGUAAAGCAGCAGGCAGCCAGUGAUGAAGAAUUGCCUGAGGUUCCGUUGGUUGAGGAGGAAGUACAAGAAACUGAAUCCUGGGCCAAGCCUCUUGUCUACCUUUGGCAGACCAAAGCACCAAAUUUUGUGGCUGAGCAAGAGUACAAUGCAGCUGUUGCCAAAAUGGAGCCAUACUGUGCUAUUUGCACUCUCCUAAUGCCCUACUAUAAGCCAGACAACAGUAAUGAAGAAAAUUAUUGUAGGUGGGAGACGAAAUCCAAUAAUGCAACUUCUGCCUUGGAAAAGACCAAGCCACUCAUUCCAGAGAUGUGUUUUAUUUAUAGUGAGGAUAACACGGAACAUUCUCCUUCCAAUGCCUUCAUUGAAGAGGAUGGAACAAGUCUUCUGAUUUCCUGUGCAAAGUGUUGUGUACAGGUUCAUGCAAGUUGCUAUGGUGUUCCUUCUCAGGACAUCCGUGAUGGAUGGCUUUGUUCUCGCUGCAAGAGAAGUGCAUGGACGGCUGAAUGUUGUCUCUGUAAUUUGAGAGGUGGUGCACUCAAGCAAACUAAGAACAAGAAGUGGGCCCAUGUAAUGUGUGCAGUUGCCAUCCCAGAAGUUCGAUUUGUUAAUGUCACAGAAAGGACACCAAUAGACAUUAGCAGAAUACCUUUGCAGAGGUUAAAAUUGAAAUGCAUCUUCUGUAGACAGAGAGUUAAGAAAGUUUCUGGGGCCUGCAUCCAGUGCUCCUAUGGACGCUGCCCAGCUUCCUUUCAUGUAACCUGUGCCCACGCCACCGGCGUCUUGAUGGAACCUGAUGACUGGCCAUACGUAGUUAAUAUCACAUGCUUUCGACACAAAAUCAACCAGACUGUGAGAUCCAAAGCUUGUGAAAAGGCAAUCACUGUCGGUCAGACUGUCAUCUCAAAGCAUCGGAACACACGAUAUUAUAGCUGCAGAGUAAUAGAGGUGACGUCCCAAACCUUCUAUGAAGUUGUGUUUGAUGAUGGCUCCUUCAGCAGAGAUACUUUCCCUGAAGAUAUUGUGAGCAGAGACUGCCUGAAGCUGGGUCCACCUGCUGAGGGAGAAGUUGUUCAAGUGAAGUGGCCUGAUGGAAAACUCUAUGGAGCCAAGUACUUGGGCACCAAUGUGGCUCACAUGUAUCAGGUUGAAUUUGAAGAUGGAUCCCAGAUUGCAAUGAAGAGAGAAGACAUCUACACUUUAGAUGAAGAGUUGCCCAAAAGAGUGAAAGCUCGAUUUUCCACAGCUUCUGAUAUGCGGUUUGAAGACACAUUUUAUGGAGCCGACAUAAUUCAAGGAGAAAAGAAGAGGCAGCGAAUGUUAAGCUCCAGGUUUAAAAACGAAUACGUCGAUGACCCUGUGUACCGCACAUUCUUAAAGAGUUCAUUUCAGAAGAAGUGCCAGAAGGGUCUAGAGAAUAACUAGGCCACCCAGAGAAUCCUAGCAAUGGCCACCAAGGAAGUAGAGAUGUGACAACGGAUGCCCAGCCGUCGUCGCCGUAGCAACAUGCUUCAGUGAGAUGAGGGUCAGGCUGUGUCUUUUGAGGGUAAUGAGUCAGACUUCUAGUUUGGGGCCACAAAGAAAGUUUGAAUGCACACUGUGGAUUUGGCACAUCAAUUGAAGAUCAUUCCCAGUCUCCCUCUCACCCACAAGCAGUAAUUUUGUAUGAUUCUGGAUCAAUUUGCCCGAGUGAGAGGGAAUCAUAGUCAAUACAGACAUCAUCUAAAAAGAAACCCCAAGCACGGAAGAACUCUGGACAAAGCCUGACUUAGGGCUUUCAGACAGGAAACUUUUGUUGGACUCUCUAUCUUACCCCCUACCUCCCCCCCCCCCCCACUCCCCUGAGGGCCAGAAGUCUUUAUACAAGGUAGGAAGAGAGAGAUUUGAGUAUUUUCCACAGUCAGGGAAGGACUUUAACUUGUUUGUUUUAAAUGGAAGUUUUUAUAAAACAUUUUUAAAACAAAGACAGCACGUCUGGUGCUGAGACAUUAUGCACCUGUGCUGUACUUGUACAAAGCUGUUACAUUUUUUAUAUCACUCUUGCUCUUGAUUGUGUCUGAUGGGGACUGCAUUGUUGGCCUUUGUGAAUGUUUUUUUGGCUUUUAGGGAAGAAUUCUUAUGAAUUAUCUGGACUUUGGUUUUGGUUUUGGUUUUUUGUAUAUUUAAAGAGGGAAAUUUGGGGCAGUUAUUUUUAAACACUUUUUUUUUCCGUAAUGCUUAUUCCAAAUAGAUAUUUGUAAAAUACAGGUUUCUUUCAUUAUGUGUUUGUAAAAUUAGAGUUUAAAUAUAUAUGCUUACAUGGCUAGUUUUGAACUAAUAUAAUAUGAUUUUCCUUUUUAAACAGCCUGCAAAUGUACUAGUGUUUAAAAAUAAACAAUUCCAUGUUGCUCCAGCCCACUGUCCUCUGGUGUGGUUAGUUACCUCCCUGACUCUGUUUCAGUUUAAAAAAACAAUCAGUCUUGAGAAGAGGUUCUAGGUUGAUGGCUUUAUGAACUGCCGCAGACCACCUGUAUCAGCAUGUGACUAGGGAUUUAAUGUUACUUUAUAAAAAGUAAACAAAUCUGCUUUCCCAAAGCACCAACUUAACCUGGUGUCUUUCUUAGCUUCUCCUUUGAAACAGGGGUACUAAAUUUGAAGGUGUGACCCUUAUUUACACUGGGUUUCCCUUUUUAUUAGAAGAAGCAUAGUGUAGUGGAUAGGGCAUGGACUUGGAUUCAGGAAUAUGUGGGUUCAAAUCCAAGUCCUGUUACCUAUGCUGUAGGCAAGUCGCCUUUCCUCUCUGGGCUUGUUUCCUUAUGUGUAAAAUGAAGAGGUUGAGCUAGAAUAAUUCAAAGCAAUCCCUGCAGCUCCAAGUCUGCGAUCCUGUGAACCUUCUCUGUUGUUGCUCAUAUGCUGCUCAACCACUGAAGGGUCACAUGGCCACACUGAGUAGGCCCUCCAUAUAUUUAUGUUACCGUAUCUUUCUCUCUAGUACUCUUCCUCAGAACAGUCAUUCUAAAACUUUUCUUCUCUCUUCAAGCUUCCUGUAUCGCAUCCUCCCCUCGUCCUCAGGAGAGGACUUUGUCUAUACUUUACUGACAAAAUAAAGGCCCUUUGGUAUAAAUUUCCUUUUCUCUCCUGUACUAUAUUUCCAAACCCCCCAACAUAAUCUUCCAUCUUGUCUUGCUUUGUUCCAGCCUCUGAUGAGUAAAAACUUUUGGUAAAGAGACCCUUUACCAGUGCCAAGCCAUCUAUUUGUGCCUUUGGUGCCAUCUCCCUGACCCUAGUCUCUUUUGAGAGCUUGCACCUUCAGCCAUCCCUUUUCUCAUCUUCAAUCUCCUUUUAGAUACCAUUUCCUUCUUUAUAGACUAUAGGCAUGUGGUAUAUCCUCUAUCUUUACAAACUUUCACUUAAUCCUAUUAUGCCCUCAACCUAUUUAAUAGGUGUCUACUAUCUGUUAUAGCCAAACUCCUAGAAGAAUCCAUCUAGAGUAUCGGAGCUAUAAGGGACAUUAAAGGCCAUCCAGCCUAACCCCCUCAUUUUUCAGAUGAGAUAGCUGAGGUGGAGAGAAGUGAAAUAAUUUGCCCAAGGUCAUAUAGGUAGUGGGUGGGACUUGAAUCAAGGUGCUCUGACUUAAGACCCCUUGCUACUUACAUUGUAUUAUGUCGUUUUCAUUUCUCUAUCUCCUAUUACUCAACCCCUUCCAAUCUUGCUUCUUCCCCCCUAAUCCUCUGAAGUUCUUCUCUCCAAGUUUACCAAUAAUCAUUUAAUUGCUAAAUAAACAACAAAUUGCUAUUGCCUUUUCUCAAUAUCCUCUUUAUCCUUUCUGUAGCUUUUUAAGCUGUUGAGCAUCUUAUAUACUUCUUUUGACUUCUAUGAUGAGCCUCUUCCCCAGUUUUUCUCCCACCUGUCUAACCACUCCUCAGUCAGUUUUGCUGGAUCUAGGUCACACCACCAUGUAGUGGCUAUCUUUGUAAGACUGUUCUGAACUCUUUUCUCUCUCUCUAUCUCUUUUUUUCUUUUUCUUUCAAGGCAAUGAAGGUUAAGUGACUUGCCCAAGGUCACAUAGCUAGUGUCAAGUGUCUGAAGCCAGAUUUGAACUCAGGUCCUCCUGAAUCCAGGGCUGGUGCUUUAUCCACUGCACCACCUAGCUGCCCCUCUAUAUUCUCUCUUGAUAAUCUCAUCAGCUACCCUAGGUUCAAUUAUUAUCUCUACAAAGAUGCCUCCCAAAUAUAUAUAUUCAUCCCUAAGCUACCUUCUCAGGUCCAUUUCUGCAUCACCAAUUGUUUACUACAUAUCUCUAAUCGCCUGAUUCUAGGCAUCUCAAAUUCAUUUUGUUCAAAACAACACAUUUUCUUCCACCACAAACCUAACCUUCCUCAACACUUUCCUAUUAUCUUUUGAGGGCAGUACUCAAGUUCAAAACUUCAGGUUUUUGACCCUUUACUCCAUGUUAACACACCACAUACAAUUAGUUAGCUUUUCUCUAUUCAGACUCUGCAUCAACCCUUAUAUUGGUCUCUUUCUCUUCACACAUACAGCCAGCAUGCCAGCCAAGCACCUAGGGGCAAUGCAUAUCACCUCUGUCCUCAACUAUUGCAAUACCUUCCCAAAUGAUCUCCCGACCAAGUUAUUUCCCUGCUAAAGAAGUUUCAGUGGUUGCCCUUUUCCUCUGGGAAAAAAUGCAGACUCCUCAGCUAGCUAGUCCUUGAAGGCCUAUACAAUCUGAUUCCAGCCUCUGGCUUAUUUCACGCCACCCCCUUUCACCAAAUUGGCCUACUAGCUGCUUCUUGAAACCAGUGUUUCAGGUCCCCUCCAUGUGUAGGAUACAUAUCCUCCUCCCCGUUGUCCCAGAAUCCUUCAUUUCCUUCAAGGCUCAGCUCAGGUGCCAUCUCUCAAGGAAAGUCUUUCCUAAUCCCCCUAGUUGCUAGUGCUCUCUCCCACUUCCAGUUAUCUUGUAUUUAUCUUAUAUCUCCUAGUAGGAUGUAAGCUCCUUGAGGGCAGGGACUGUUUCAUUUUUGUCUCUGUAUCCCUAGUGCCUUGAAUAGUGCUUUCUAUAUAAUAGGAACCUAAGAAAUCCAUGUUGGAUUGAAUUGAGUUGCAUGAUUUUAAGUGCCAGAGGCAAGUUAUUGACAAAGACAGGAUUAGAACCUAGGUUCCUUACCUAGCUUUGAUUUAGUGGAAGGAGUAUUAGAUUUAUUGUCAGGGGAUAAACAUUUGGCUUACUACCUAUGACCUUGGUGACCCCGAUUAAAUCUGUCAGCCUCUCUGGGCCUCAGUUUCUUCUCUUAUAACAUGAAAGCAUUUGAUUAGGUGACUUCUAAAGCCCCUUACCGCAUUAAACCUAGUGAACCAAAUCAGAAGUUCUUCCCUAUGUGAAGUUUCCCUUUGAACUGUGCAAAUGGCAGAACAAUAGGGUUUUUAUAUUCCUGAACAAAGAACACCACCUUUACCACUUUAUUUUUGUACCACAUCAAACUACCCCAUUCUGUCCUCUUUCUUUUGAUUUUGAUUCUUGCAGAUUUUGAAUAGAGCCAACCUGAAUCUCCCGGUUGUUUGCCAGGAAAGUAGGUCUGUGUAAGGCAUUAGAGGGCUUAAUCAAAAUAGGAUUAUCCAUUCUGAACAAGUUGGCCUGUCAACAAGAUUUCUGAUUGGCUGCCACAGGAAGAAAAUGAGCAGAGUCCAUUUUAAUCUUAAAUACAGCUGUUUUUCAUGGUCAUACCUAACAAAUGGUCUCCUAACUGAGUACAGCUGUAUACAGUGCUAGAAAAAACAGUUCUAGGAAUAAUGAGCUCCUUUGCUGUUGAGAAACCCAUCUCUUUACUUCACUGCAUUCUUUGUGAAGUGGUUAUUAGUUCUCAGACCAGACCGUUAAAGCUUUUCACUUGUUGUAUGACACCGUAAUUGUAAUUUUAAUUUCUUGGUGUUACACUGACUGCUUUUUUAUUUUUUAUUUUUUGGUACCGUGAAAUGGGUUGAAGUCCCCUUAGCCUUAAAAAAAAUUGCUUAGCUGUGACAAUUCUAAUGUAAUUCUAAUUGCCAUUUCUUUCUCAUGAAGUUGGAGGGUUUCAUAAAAUUUGCCUGGCAUAUAUCAAAACAGUUUAUUUAAGUAUGUUUGAAA